This is a messenger RNA of Vigna umbellata (rice bean), 1877 nucleotides long. RefSeq names its product polyadenylate-binding protein RBP47C-like. The record is from RefSeq and is a predicted model, not a curated record. NCBI's taxonomy places the organism in Eukaryota, Viridiplantae, Streptophyta, Magnoliopsida, Fabales, Fabaceae. Gene Ontology annotation, cellular component: cytosol. Gene Ontology annotation, molecular function: mRNA binding.
GGAAGAGGUGGCGGCGGAUCCUGGAGAGAGAGGAAGCGAAGUUAGCGAAGCAUAGUAGGAGAGUGUUAUGCAUAUCCCUGAUUAAUAGAUCCAACGAUUGAGAUCGCAUCCCACCAUUUGAUCUAAGGGUGGAAAGGGGAACCGCGUUCACGAAGCCAACCCAAGAAUCCGUCAUCCUCAUCAUAAAUCAUAAAUCAUAAAUCAUCAUCCUCCUCUUAGACCCUCACCGCGACCUUUCUCAAAAUCCAGAUUCAACCCUUCUCUCUCUCUCACUACACACAUACUCGCGUAACGAACUCGCCUCGUUCCUAUUUUUAUUUAUUUAUUUAGGGUGAAAGAAGGAAGAAAGAACAGCCGAGAGAGGCGCUUGCCGUAACGGUAAUUGAGAGAAAAGAUGCAACCAACAUCGAACGGCUCUGAUUCGCAACCCACGGAGCAGAACCAGCAGACGCCGCCCCCGCCGCCACCGCCGCAGCCUGUGCCCGUACCGCCGCAGUGGCUCCCGAUGCAGUACCCAGCGGCUGCCAUGGUAAUGCAGCACCACAUGAUGCCGCCUCAACAUUAUGCCGCGCCGCCGCCGCCUCCGCAGCCCUAUGUCGCCUAUCACCAGUACCAGCAGCAGCUCUCGCACGUGUCGCACGCGCACCAUCAGGGAUCCAGCGUCGAGAACAAGACCGUAUGGGUCGGCGAUUUGCAUCACUGGAUGGAUGAAAAUUAUCUCCACCGCUGUUUCGCUUCUACCGGCGAGAUUUCCUCCAUUAAGGUUAUUCGAAAUAAGCAGACUGGUCUAUCAGAGGGUUAUGGAUUUGUUGAAUUCUAUUCGCAUGGCACAGCUGAGAAAGUUUUGCAGAAUUAUGCUGGGAUAUUGAUGCCUAACACAGAGCAACCUUUCCGCCUGAACUGGGCAUCAUUUAGCACAGGAGACAAGCGUUCAGAUAAUGUCCCUGAUCUUUCUAUUUUUGUAGGAGAUUUAGCUGCUGAUGUUACAGAUAGCAUGUUGCAUGAAACUUUUUCUAAUAGAUACCCAUCUGUUAAAGCUGCAAAAGUUGUUUUUGAUGCCAAUACUGGCCGUUCAAAGGGUUAUGGUUUCGUCAGGUUUGGAGAUGAUAAUGAGAGGUCUCAGGCUAUGACUGAAAUGAAUGGAGUUUACUGCUCUAGCAGGCCUAUGCGUAUUGGUGCUGCAACUCCAAGGAAAACGUCUGGCUAUCAACAAGGAAGUCAGUCCAAUGGCACAUCCAACCAAUCUGAAGCUGAUUCUACGAACACAACUAUAUUUGUCGGAGGUCUUGACCCCAAUGUUACUGCUGAAGAUCUUAGGCAGCCAUUCUCCCAGUAUGGUGAGAUAGUCUCUGUUAAGAUACCUGUUGGAAAAGGAUGUGGUUUUGUACAAUUUGCAAACAGAAAUAAUGCUGAAGAGGCAUUGCAGAAGCUAAAUGGGACAACUAUAGGCAAGCAAAUGGUUCGUCUUUCGUGGGGCCGCAAUCCAGCAAAUAAGCAGUUUAGAGGAGAUUUCGGGAGUCCUUGGAAUGGGGCAUAUUACGGGGGAGCUGUUUAUGAUGGUUAUGGGUAUGCUUUACCAGCUCCUCAUGAUCCCAGUAUCUAUGCUGCUGCUUAUGGGGCAUACCCUAUUUAUGGAGGACACCAGCAGCAAGUAAGUUAAGUGCAUUGCAGGAGUAGGACUUACCAACAGCAUCUCGCCCUUGAACAACCACAUUAACAUUCUCCCUUCUAACUUUCUCAAGAAUCCCUCCUAAUUCUGGAGUGGAGUUGAAUUUUGAUAACCAAAGCUAGGAAUUCAAUUAAUAUUAUCAUUCGUUUAGACUCAUGGGAUUUAAACUUGUUUGUUUUAAUAAUUAAGUAUGCUUAAGUUUGUCCUC